UGGCUUGUGGUUACCGCCGUACGCGUAGUCCUUCUUGCUCUACCAUCUCCCUGUCUCGGUUUACUUCUACUCCUCGCCCCGUCGAUCACUCUCCGCUGUCACAUACCUUAUCGCGGGCCCACAUCUCCCGUGACACUUGGCGUCGCAGCAAACAUUCGUCCUGCAGCAACCAUGGCACCUGGUAGUGGACGCGAUUUUAGUUGCUCUUGGCCAGGAUGUAACAAGUCCUUCAAUCGCAAAUCAGAUCUCUGCAGGCAUUACCGCAUCCACACCAACGAACGGCCUUACCACUGCAACCACAAAGACUGCAACAAGAGUUUCAUCCAGCGGAGUGCAUUGACAGUACAUGUGCGGACGCAUACGGGCGAAAAGCCGCAUCUUUGUGAUCAUGAAGGAUGCGAGAAAGCUUUCUCGGAUUCCUCGAGUCUGGCCCGUCAUCGAAGGAUUCACACGGGCAGGCGACCCUAUAUCUGUCAAGAGCCCACAUGUGAGCGGAGCUUCUGUCGCAAGACCACCUUGACUAAGCACCACCAAAAAACACAUGUGGCGGCCACAAGCCGCACCUCCUCCGAGGAUCCUGCUUCUGACCCGGAGUAUCCGCCGCCAGUUCCAUUCUCUGUGCCACACGAACAAUUCAUACUCCCACAGGCAGCGCACUUUGGCUAUGCUGCGACAUCUCACAAUUUCUAUCCGCAUCAAACUGUACAGAUUACGUCGGUUCCCUUCCAUGAACAGUCCCCGGUGGUAGCUUCCAGCGUGCCGGUCACGUUGUCAGCUGACGUUCCUCACGUACAGCAGCCAUACAUGCACUACGUCCAACAACACCAUCCACAACAACAUCAUCCACACCAGCACUCGCAGCCCCAGCAGCGUUACGAUUACUCCCGAGGAUACAUACCAUCGGAGUAUACGCAGCCCUACAGUCAGGCCCCGGUCGUUGAGUCCAACCCGGUGAUGGAACCUUUACCGCAACAUAACUCCGAGUACAAGCACAUUCGUUUUCUGAGCCAGCCUGAAGGAACCGACUGGAGAUUCCUUGGUGUGGGGGGCUGAGAAAGCGAUCCACAAACCCUUUGGUUUGAAGGCGCCGGGAUCCCGGAUGAUCCUCGGUGUCAAUGCAUAUGUGGAAGGCUGAUGCGAUGAGGACCGAGUGCGGCUCUCACGGAUAUCAGGCUACAUUUUUUUCCCA
Aspergillus saccharolyticus JOP 1030-1 is the source of this 1189-nucleotide messenger RNA. Its product is annotated as putative C2H2 finger domain protein. The record is from RefSeq and is a predicted model, not a curated record. The transcript has 4 exons. Gene Ontology annotation, molecular function: RNA polymerase II cis-regulatory region sequence-specific DNA binding; DNA-binding transcription factor activity, RNA polymerase II-specific. Gene Ontology annotation, biological process: regulation of transcription by RNA polymerase II. The coding region runs from base 172 to 1053 and encodes 293 amino acids. Lineage: Eukaryota; Fungi; Ascomycota; Eurotiomycetes; Eurotiales; Aspergillaceae. Gene Ontology annotation, cellular component: transcription regulator complex; PcG protein complex.